GUGUCCAGCAACUUCCAGGGCACCUGCACAGUAGCGUGGGGGCCACCAAGGGGGCUGAGAGGAUGCCGAGGUCUCUCCCCUUACACUUAGGACAGUGGCAUCUCAUGCUCACCUGUUUCACCCUCACCCCUUGGUUUCCAGAUUCCGUCCAGGGGCCAGUAGGCAGUACAGACGGUAAAACCAAAACUUGCCCUUCCCCUGGGUGUGCCCGUGGCCCAUGGAGCUAUUCUCCCAGCUCCUGUGGCCACAGCCCUGCAGGUCACGUUCACAUCCACGCCAUGUGCUGACCAGACGGCUCCACCUCCAAAACAUUCCCAGGUCCCGCCCUCUGUCUCUCGUCCCUGGCCCCUUAUGGUCCUGUCCACCACUGUCUCCCAUUUGGAGAGUCAUGCCACCUCUGCUGUCUCCCUGCUCCUUGUCCCACACAGCCCGAGGGACCCAGGGACACCAACAUCAGCCACGCCCCUCCUGCCCAGAGCCCUCCUGUGGUUCCAGCUCACGCAGGAAAGGACAGAGUUGUCACGGUGGCCCACAAGGCCCCACACAAUUUGCUCCCUACCUUUCUCUUCCACCCUCCCUCUCUCUCUGUGUGGCCAUCCCCAACUCUGGACUUUGCACUCACUCAUCCCCUCCCUGGCUCCCGCUCCCCUAGAUCUUGUGUGGUUGCUUCGUUUUAAUCACUCAGGUCUCCGCCCAGGUGUCACCUCAGAGAGGACCACCCGGAGCUUCCUGGCCACAAAGUAAAACCCCCAGCACCCAGUGAUGCACCCACACACACGUGACACAUCACAGUCCCUCCCUCUCUCCUUACACACUGUGAGUGUUGUAUGCCAACCCCUCUUCAAAUAUCUGUGCCUUCACUGCAGCAGCCUCUGGGUCUGCAAGAGGGUCGGCAUGUAGUAGGUGCUCAACAAAAAUUACAGCACAGCCAGUCACGUGUAGCUGAAGGUGCUACAGCCCCCGGAAUUGCCUGUCAGCGUAUACACACGUUCAUUUAUUUAAUCCUCACUGUCGGACCUCAGCUACAGAGGAAGUUGUCACCAGCUCUAUUUUACAAACAAAGGAACAGGUCUGAGAGGUGAAGCAAUUGUCCCAGGACUGCAGGGAUGGCCACUGUGGAGCUGGGAGUCAGGAGGAGCCCAGCCACAUCCUCAGGAAACAGGCUUUGAGGCCCACUUUCCAGAUGAGGAAACGGGGGCCAAGGAAGGGUAGGAGUUGCAUGAGGUCGGUCAGUAAGUGGCUGCUGCUGGAUUUGAACCCAGCCCUGCCUCCCAGCUAAGACUUAAGCUUGUCGGGCCUUGUUUCUGUGGGGAAACCUACCUACCUCCCGCCGCCCCCAUAUCCUGAUGCUGAGGCGCCAAAAGCAGGAGCGGAGCGGGCGCAGGGUGUGGGUUCCCAUGAAUAAUUGAGGGUCUCAGGCAUGUCGGGCGCCCCACAGCUGUUGUCUAGCCGCGGGCGGGGAGGGGGCGGCGGUGACGUCACUUCCUCCCUCGCGGAGGCCAGGGGCGCGGGUUAUAAGGAGCUGCCACCCUAGUCUUCACGGCACCAAGGCCCUGGUCAGGAAGCCUCGCCAUGCCGCGCUGUGGGCGCCCGGUGCUGCAGGUGCUGCCGCUGUCCCCGCUGCUGGUGCUGCUGCUGGGGGCGUCCUCCGCUGCUCCGUUGGCACCGAGGCCGUCCAAGGAGGAGCUGACCCGCUGCCUGGCAGAGGUGGUCACAGAAGUGCUGACCCUGGGUCAGGCCCAGCGAGGCCCUUGUACAACUCUCCUCCACAAAGAGAUGUGUGAGACAGAACCCUACAGCUGCGUGUCCGCUGAGGGAAAAGGCCCGCUGGCUGGAGAUUUCAAGAAGCACGAGGCUGGCGAGAUGAGGUCCAGCCAGGAGAUGAGGGAUGAGGAAGAGGAGGAGGCAGCAGAGAGGAUCCACGAGUCUGAAGUGCAAGAACAGGGAAUCCGCAAGCAGCUCCACAGCCAGCUCCGCCAGGAGGACCAUGAAGAGGAGGAGGAGGGGGGGAGGGAGAGGGGGCCCUCGGAGACCUCUGAGGGCCUGUGGAAGCAGCAGCCAGAGGAUGGAGGUGGCCCCCAGAAGCGGGUGGCAGAGCAGGCCAGUGACGAGGAGACGGCCCAGUUCGAGGCUGAGAAGGGCAUGCAGGUGCUGGGCGGGGGCCACAGCCUGUGGAAGGGGGCGGAGGGCAGGGGAAGAGAGAGGCCCGAGGAGCUGCCGCACCACCACCACCGCCGGCCGGGGACUGAGCCCAAGCAGAAGGAAGAGGCUGCAGAGAGGGAGGAGCAGGACGCAGAGAGGCUGGAGCACGCGAGAGAGGAGCUGACGAAGGCUGCGGAGGUGCUGAGGCAGGAGCUCCGGAGGGCGGGCUGACUCCCGACUCACGUCCUCCUUCUUCCCCAUACACCCCGUGGCUUAGGACUGUUGGCUCCCAAAGCCCCCACCUCACCAGGCACCCCACUCCACUCCCAACCGCAGGGGUGGGAGGAGGGUGUGCCUUGGAACCAGGCCUGAGGGGCCGAGUCUGCACUGGCCAGAGGGCCUGGCUCAGACCCACUCAGGAGACGCUCCGCCCCCACGAAACCCACUCCCACCCUUCUGAGUGAAUAAAGC
This is a messenger RNA of Artibeus jamaicensis (Jamaican fruit-eating bat), 2613 nucleotides long. RefSeq names its product coiled-coil glutamate rich protein 2 (gene CCER2). The transcript has 5 exons. The record is from RefSeq and is a predicted model, not a curated record. Bases 1573 to 2373 code for a protein of 266 amino acids. Lineage: Eukaryota; Metazoa; Chordata; Mammalia; Chiroptera; Phyllostomidae.